This is a messenger RNA of Vicugna pacos (alpaca), 1303 nucleotides long. The record is from RefSeq and is a predicted model, not a curated record. NCBI's taxonomy places the organism in Eukaryota, Metazoa, Chordata, Mammalia, Artiodactyla, Camelidae.
AUGGCCGGGUUCUUGGGGUCCGCACCUGCUGGCGGCCCCGAGCCUCGUUCACUGCCACUGCUGCUGACCGGAGCCGCCAGUCAGCCCGGGGACUCCAGGGCAGCGGCCGCCUCAGCCCCCUCAGCCCCCUCAGCCGGCGCCGCCGCCGCCUCAGGCCUCUCAUCCGGAACCGCCGCAGCCGCUGCCUCAGCAGGUACUGCCGCCUCCGCCUCAGGCCCCUCAGCCGGUACCGCCGCCGCCGCCGCCGCCUCAGCCCCCUCAGCCGGCACCGCCGCCCGCCCGGCCGUGGCCCAGGAGCCGCUGCACAGACGGCCGGUGUACCUAACCAUGUAUGUUAACAAUGAUUACAGGCUGGAGACUGAGAAGAACUACCAUGUUUGCCAGCUGGGAUGCAGAAGAAUUUGGACUUCUGGGUUCCAUAAAUGGGCUGAGGAGAAUGUGAAAACACUCCAGGAGAGAGGGGUUACAUAUGUCAAUGCAAACUCAUCCACAGAAGGCAAUUAUACUCUCAGAGUGGACUGUACACCCCUUCUUUUCCAGUUGGUAUAUAAACUGACAAAAGAGUGGAGGAAUCAGACAUCAUUCAUCUGGAGAAAUGCUGUUGGUUGCUGAAGGCUCAAUCACGAACUGGAUGAUUUGAUUUAGAGACAUUUGGCCCAUUGGUUUCACCACCAAUUCAUCCAUCUCUGAGUGAAGGUGGGAAUCCUUCUAUUUUUUACAAAUGUUCUUUGCUAAAUACGUGAGCCCUGUUCUACCUUUGGAGCCUUGUGUAAGUGGGUUUACCUUUCUGCACCUGAAUAUUCUCAUAUAUAAACUCAGUUUGACCAAGACAGUCGUUAUGAAACUGUGCUCCAGUGUGGUGCCUCAGCGUCUGGUGCAGGGGUCAGGGUGAUGGACAUUGAAUAGGCAAAGCUCUAGCUUGCACACAUGACCCCAGCUCUUCCUCAGCUGUGGAGUCUCUACUGUAUUUCUUUUAUAUAGAAGAAGUUUCCACUGCUGUAUCCUUCCCCCACCCUUAAAAAAUUAGGAAAGUACUGGACUAGACCAUCUCUAAGAUCCCCACUUAGCUCUGAUCUUUUCACUGCUAUAUAUAUAUUUUUCAAAUGAGGUUUACAAAGAGUAGUUGUGGGUGAUAAUCACAAAAACUGUAUUUGAAAUCUGAAAGCUUGAGUUCUGUUUCUGAUUCAGACCUUUUUAAAAAAACCUAUUACUUUUAGCAAGUCAUUUAACUACUUCUUAACUUCAAUUUUCUGCUCUUUGAGGGCACAGAAUUAGAUUCUUGAAAUAGUCUGUAUUCUUCAGA